This is a messenger RNA of Pyricularia oryzae 70-15, 2405 nucleotides long. RefSeq names its product actin-like protein 2. The record is from RefSeq and is a predicted model, not a curated record. Bases 229 to 1425 code for a protein of 398 amino acids. Gene Ontology annotation, biological process: Arp2/3 complex-mediated actin nucleation. Gene Ontology annotation, molecular function: actin filament binding. Gene Ontology annotation, cellular component: Arp2/3 protein complex; actin cortical patch. The transcript has 3 exons. NCBI's taxonomy places the organism in Eukaryota, Fungi, Ascomycota, Sordariomycetes, Magnaporthales, Pyriculariaceae.
GCUCACUCGUAACCAGGCAGCUCAACGUCACCCCGUUUGAAGCCGCCCGUCCCAUGCCAGCCUCCCGAAACGUAGGGACAAUCGACUGGGCUGACACUCGCUAUCUGCGUUCACCUCCAGCCUUUUGAGUCGAUCAAUCUUGAUUAGGGCGGGCGCCUCGUUCGAAAGCUCUUUCCAACAAUAUUCGCGGCGCCUACAUUCCAAAUCCACUCCCCACCCGUCGCAACCAUGGCAGCUCCUCCGCCCAUAGUCCUCGACGGCGGCACCGGUUUCCUCAAGGUCGGAUAUGCGGGCCAAAACUUUCCCGAGCACCAAUUCCCGUCGAUAGUCGGGCGACCGAUCUUGCGAACCGAGGAAAAGGGCGACAACAUCUUGGGACCCGACGGCAAUGAAAUCAAGAUCAAGGACAUCAUGUGCGGCGACGAGGCGUCGGCGGCGCGCACCAUGCUGCAGGUCUCUUACCCGAUGGAGAACGGUAUCGUCAAGAAAUGGGAUGACAUGCAGCACCUUUGGGACCACACAUUUUACGAAAAGCUCAAGGUCGACCCUGCCGGCAGGAAGAUCCUGUUGACGGAGCCGCCCAUGAACCCGGUCAAGAACAGGGAGCAAAUGUGCGAGGUCAUGUUUGAGAGGUACAACUUUGGUGGCGUAUAUGUGGCCAUCCAGGCUGUGUUGGCGCUGUAUGCGCAAGGUCUUUCCUCGGGUGUUGUUGUCGACUCGGGAGACGGUGUCACGCAUAUCGUUCCCGUCUACGAAUCCGUCGUGCUCAACCACCUGACGAGGCGCUUGGAUGUGGCCGGACGCGAUGUCACGCGCAACCUGAUCGCACUCCUCCUGCGCCGUGGCUACGCGCUCAACCGUACGGCUGAUUUUGAGACGGUGAGGCAAAUCAAGGAGAAGCUUUGCUACGUUUCCUACGACCUCGAGCUCGACAAGCGCCUCUCGGAAGACACAACGGUGCUAGUGGAGAGCUACACGCUGCCCGACGGGCGUGUCAUCCGCGUUGGCAGCGAGCGCUUCGAGGCACCCGAAUGCCUGUUCCAACCUCACCUGGUCGACUGCGAGCAAAAGGGUAUGGGAGAGUUCCUGUUCGAUACUAUCCAGGCCGCCGAUGUCGACGUCCGCAGCAGUCUGUUCAAGGCCAUCGUGCUCUCGGGAGGUAGCAGCAUGUACCCUGGUCUGCCGUCGCGACUGGAGAAGGAGCUCAAGCAGCUGUGGCUUACCAAGGUCCUGGGCGGGAACCCAGAACGGCUGAGCAAGUUCAAGGUCAGGAUAGAAGACCCGCCGCGCAGGCGGCACAUGGUUUUCCUUGGUGGUGCUGUACUGGCCAACAUCAUGGCGGACAAGGAGAGCAUGUGGAUCACGAAGCAGGAGUGGGAGGAACAGGGGUCGAGAGUAUUGGAGAAGCUGGGGCCGAGGAGCUGAUCAAAUAACAGAGGAAGAGCCACGCUUUGAUUUUAUUUUUAUCCCCAUCCUUGUCCUCCUCCUGGGAAACAGUGUCGCGUUGGGACGUGACGAUGAUCAUGAUGAUGAUUGCUAGACGUACACAAACCCUUGAAUCUCUUGGCUCUCACCAAUGUAUUUUGGUGGGUAGCGGCGGCGGCAGUCUUUUUUUGUCAACAGCAUGGCUUUUAUAAAAUUGAGGCGUGUUUUUAUGGCUUUUCUCCAAUCACAUUUCACGACGAGUGGCAGGGAGUUCCGUGGCGUUGGGAAGAGCAACUGCUCGCCUGCAGGAAGGUGAUAGAUAGUGCAUCAUUUGGAAUAUCUGCUGUGGCUUUUGAAAAGGCCCCCUCAGCUAUGCGCGCAGGUACUUUCCUCAAAAGCCCCUCUUGUUAUGUACGUCACAGCGAGGCAUUUCUUGAGUGGGUGCACAGUGAGUGGUCCCUCGGACAAAUAUCCUGUUGCCCCUCUCACACGUAAACAACGGGGUUUUCUUGGAGGUUACUACAGAUCACGGUGUAUAACCUUGUCCGGCUCCAAACCUCCGAUGACAGGUCCAAAUUAAGCACUGGAAACACAAGAUUGCCGAUGUAUCUAGGGUGCUUUUUUAAUGCUUCCAAGGCUAUCGUUGGACAAGUGGGAUAGCAAGCACCUCGAUGCUCGCAUUACUCCGAGGCUCAUGUGUGUCUACCUGACAAAAGUACCUGAUCUUGACAUCGGAGGAGCCCGGCCCCGCCUGCAUGUUGGGGUAACGAAGGUACCUGCCUGCCUCAGGCAAAAUUGGGUAAUGCUCCUAUCCCAGACGUUUGAUUUGAGACUUUACCUUGGUUAGUACGGGAUUUACCUUGACAUCUUUUUUAAUUGAUAUCAAUGCGAUGAGUCAAUGAUUUGUUUUUUUUUUCUUGGAGGCAGGUAGCAGGCAAGAUAAACCAAUGGAAAGACAAAAAGAUAAAUGAAUAAUUCAA